AUGAGUGACAACUCGGCUCCAUCAAAACCCGUCGCUGCCCGCCAUGGAGACGAUGAGCGCGCAUCAACUGGCGUUGACAGCAAGAUCUUCUCUGAAGACAAGAAAGACCACGCCGGUCCAUCCUCGGACUCGUCCGACGCCGAGGCAGCUGGCGAGGUGAAUGAAAAGGCUCUUCUGCGAAAGAUUGACUGGAAGUUGCUGCCGGCAGUUGGGAUCCUGUAUCUGCUGUCGUUUCUAGAUCGGUCGAACGUCGGCAAUGCUCGCAUCGAAGGCCUCCUCGACGAUCUUGGGAUGUCCGGUGAUCAAUACCUCACUGGACUGACCAUCUACUUUGUCGGUUAUGUCAUGUUCGAAAUACCCUGCAACAUCAUCUUGAAGCGCACAACACCACAGCUAUGGCUUCCCACCCUCACUGUAGCAUGGGCAAUCGUGGCCACACUGAUGGGCAUCGUCACGAAUCCCGCCGGGUUCCUCGCCGCGCGGUUCUUCCUUGGCGUGACCGAAUCCGGUCUCUUCCCUGGCGUCGUGUACUAUUUCUCAAUGUGGUACCAGCGGCGCGAGCGCCAAUACCGCAUCGCCCUGUUCUUCUCGGGCGCCGCCCUUGCCGGUGCCUUUGGCGGCAUCCUAGCCUGGGGCAUCGGGCACAUGCGCGGCAUAGUGUGGGCCAGCAGCUGGCGCUGGAUCUUCAUCCUCGAGGGCAUCGCCACCGCCGUCGUGGCCCUUGCCGCCUACUUCUUCAUCCAAAACUACCCGGACACGGCCACGUUCCUCUCGCUGGCCGAGAAGCGCACCAUCCACGCCCGGCUGGCGACCGACAGCGACGCCACGCUCGACGAGCGCUUCAACUGGGCCAACGUGACGGCGGCGCUACGCGACCCGGCCUGCUGGUUGUACGGGCUCGGCUUCCACACCGUCAGCCUGCCGCUGUACACGCUGUCGCUGUUCCUGCCCACCAUCAUCGCGAACCUGGGCUACACGUCGGCCGUGGCCCAGCUGCUGACCAUUCCGCCGUACGCCUUUGCCUUCGUCACCACGCUGACGGUCGCCUCGCUUUCGGAAAAGUAUCGCCGCCGCGCGCUGCCGAUCGCGGGGUCCGCCGCCCUCGCCAUCGUGGGCUACGUCGUCCUGCUGGCAAACACCAACCCGGUGGAGAGGCCGGGCGUGUCGUACCUCGGAACGUUCCUCGCCGCCGGCGGCAUCUACCCGGCCGUGGCCCUGGUUCUCUCCUGGCCGGCCAUCAACGUCUCCGGGCAGACCAAGCGGGCGGUGGCGAACGGGAUGCAGAUCAGCAUCGGGAACCUGGGCGCCGUGCUGGGGACGCAGCUUUACCGGUCCGGCGACGGGCCGAGGUUCAUCCUCGGUCACUCGUUUGCGCUGGGCUACCUGGCCGCCAACAUCGUUGUCGUCCUGACGCUGUGGAGAUUGCUGAGCCGGGAGAAUGCGCGGAGGGAGCGCAUUGCCGAGGAGGUCAAGGCCGUGGGUGCUUUGGAGGAUUGGCAGGGAGACACGGACCCGAGAUGGCGAUUCGAAGUGUAG
Molecule: messenger RNA, 1536 nt
Organism: Pyricularia pennisetigena
Lineage: Eukaryota; Fungi; Ascomycota; Sordariomycetes; Magnaporthales; Pyriculariaceae
Exons: 3
Coding region: 1-1536 (511 amino acids)
Biological process (GO): transmembrane transport
Cellular component (GO): membrane
Molecular function (GO): transmembrane transporter activity
Source: RefSeq, a predicted model, not a curated record